CGAUGCACUUACCCCGGGCAGCAGACGGCAUCGCGAAGCAGGACUCCCCGCCGACCAGCGCAGCUCCGCCGUCCGACGGCAGCGCCGGAUCCCCGGCCAAAAUGUGCAGUGAAUGUUACGUGAACCAGACGUUUGUUCACGACGAUGGCACCGUAAACGAGCACCGACCACGUUCCUCCGCAGCCCCCGUCCAGACCAAGCGCAGCAGCAACAGCAGCGGGGUUAUCUUAGACAUCAGCGCCCUGAAGAUGGAGCAGCUGGAGAGUGAGGUGCCUCCGCUGCCCCCCCGUUUCCGCUUCAGAGACCUGCUGCUGGGGGACCAGGGCUUCCAGAACGACGACAGGGUGCAGGUCGAGUUUUACGUGAAUGAAAACACCUUCAAGGAGCGUCUGAAGCUCUUCUUCAUCAAAAACCAAAGAUCAAGCCUUAGGAUCCGCGUGUUCAACUUCUCUUUGAAGCUCCUCACCUGUUUGCUUUAUAUCAUCCGGGUGAUGACCGACAACCCCGGCCAGAGCGCCGGCGCCAACCACGGGCAGCAGAACGCUCCCAGUGGCAACAACAAAUGUGUGGACUGCCUGUCAAGCAGCUCAGUGCAGGACAGAGAAAUUAACUGGGAGUUGAUCUUCUGGGUGGACAGGAAGGUUCCUGUUUGGGCCAUUCAAGUGAUUGUGGCCAUCAUUAGCUUCCUGGAGACCAUGCUGCUGAUGUAUCUGAGCUACAAGGGGAACAUUUGGGAGCAGAUAUUCCAGGUUUCUUUUCUUCUGGAGAUGAUCAACACGGUUCCCUUCAUCAUUACGAUCUUCUGGCCCUCUAUAAGGAACAUCUUCAUUCCUGUGUUCCUCAACUGCUGGCUGGCUAAAUGCGCUCUGGAGAACAUGAUCAAUGACGUCCACAGGGCGAUCCAGAGGACCAACUCCGCCAUGUUCAACCAGGUCCUCAUUCUCAUCUGCACGCUGCUCUGCCUCGUCUUCACCGGCACCUGUGGGAUUCAGCACCUGGAGCGAGCGGGGAAGAACCUCUCCCUCUUCAACUCCUUCUACUUCUGCAUCGUGACCUUCUCCACCGUGGGCUUCGGGGACGUGACGCCGCGCAUCUGGCCGUCGCAGCUGCUGGUGGUCAUCAUGAUCUGCGUGGCGCUGGUGGUGCUGCCGCUGCAGUUCGAGGAGCUGAUCUACCUGUGGAUGGAGAGGCAGAAGUCCGGCGGGAACUACAGCCGCCACCGGGCGCAGACGGAGAAGCACGUGGUGCUGUGCGUCAGCUCGCUGAAGAUCGACCUCCUCAUGGACUUCCUCAACGAGUUCUACGCUCAUCCCAGACUGCAGGACUACUACGUGGUGAUCCUGUGCCCGUCUGAAAUGGACCUCCAGGUGAGGCGGGUGCUGCAGAUCCCGCUGUGGUCCCAGAGAGUCAUCUACCUGCAGGGGUCCGUCCUCAAAGACCAGGACCUGCUGAGAGCCAAGAUGGAUGAUGCGGAGGCUUGUUUCAUUCUGAGCAGCCGUAAUGAGGUGGAUCGCAUGGCUGCGGACCACCAGACCAUCCUGAGAGCCUGGGCCGUGAAGGACUUCGCUCCAAACUGUCCCCUGUACGUUCAAAUACUCAAACCGGAGAACAAGUUUCAUGUUAAAUUUGCAGAUCACGUGGUGUGUGAGGAGGAGUUCAAGUACGCCAUGCUGGCCCUGAACUGCGUGUGCCCCGCCACCUCCACCCUGGUCACGCUCCUCGUGCACACCUCCCGCGGACGAGAGGGCCAGCAGUCUCCGGAGCAGUGGCAGAGGAUGUACGGCUGUUGCUCCGGCAACGAGGUCUACCACAUCCGGGUGUCCGACAGCAAGUUCUUCGGCGAGUACAACGGGAAGAGCUUCACCUACGCCUCCUUCCACGCUCACAAGAAGUACGGCGUCUGCCUGAUCGGCAUCAAGCGGGAGGAGAACAAGAGCAUCCUGCUGAACCCCGGCCCGCGCCACAUCAUGGCCGCCACCGACACGUGCUACUACAUCAACAUCACCAAGGAGGAGAACUCCGCCUUCAUCUUCAACCAGGAGGAGCGCAAGGGCCGCCCGGCCGGGGGCCUCUACGACGGGCCCUCGCAGCUGCCCGUGCACAGCAUCAUCGCCAGCAUGGGGACCGUCGCCAUCGACCUGCAGAACACCAGUCCGCCGGACCCGUCCGGCGGGAAGCUGGUGCCGCCCACGGUGAACGGGACGGGCGGCCGGCGGCCCAGCAUCGCGCCGGUGCAGGAGAUAGCCGACUCCACCUCCAUCCUGCCGUGUGACCUCCUGAGCGACCAGUCGGAGGACGACUCCGUCUUCACGGACGAGAAGGGACACUCGCCUACUGAGUAUGUGAAGGGUUACCCCCCUAACUCUCCGUACAUCGGGAGCUCGCCCACCCUGUGCCACCUGUUGGCUGAGAAAGCCCCGUUCUGCUGCCUCCGGCUGGACCAGGGAUGCCGCCACAACAGCUUCGAGGACGCCAAAGCGUACGGCUUCAAGAACAAGCUCAUCAUCGUGUCGGCCGAGACGGCCGGCAACGGCCUCUACAACUUCAUCGUGCCCCUCAGGGCGUAUUACAGACCCAGGAAGGAGCUCAACCCCAUCGUGCUGCUGCUCGACAACCCGCCCGAUAAUCACUUCCUGGAGGCCAUCUGCUGCUUCCCGAUGGUCUACUACAUGGCUGGGACCAUCGACAACCUGGACAGCCUGCUGCAGUGUGGGAUCAUCUACGCCGAUAACCUGGUGGUUGUGGACAAAGAGAGCACGAUGAGCGCCGAGGAGGACUACAUGGCCGACGCCAAGACCAUCGUCAACGUCCAGACCAUGUUCAGGUUGUUUCCCAGUCUGAGUAUCAUCACUGAGCUGACUCAUCCGUCCAACAUGAGGUUCAUGCAGUUCAGAGCCAAGGACUGCUACUCGCUGGCUCUGUCCCGGCUGGAGAAGAAGGAGCGUGACAAAGGCUCCAACCUGGCCUUCAUGUUUCGCCUCCCGUUCGCCGCGGGGAGAGUCUUCAGCAUCAGCAUGUUGGACACCCUGCUCUAUCAGUCUUUUGUGAAGGACUACAUGAUCCUGAUCGCCAGGCUGCUGCUGGGUCUGGACACCACCCCGGGAUCCGGUUACCUCUGUGCCAUGAAGGUGAAGGAGGAGGAUCUGUGGAUCGGUACUUACGGGAGGCUGUUCCAGAAGCUCUGCUCCUCCAGCGCCGAGAUCCCCAUCGGGAUCUAUCGCACCGAGUCCCACAUCUUCUCCACCUCGGAGUCCCAGGUGUCGGUCAGCGUGGACGACUGCGAGGACACGAAGGACAGGACGGACGAGUCCCGCGGCGCCGAGCAGUCGGAGCAGCAGCCGCUGCGGAGGAAGAAGAGCAUGCAGUGGGCGAGGCGGCUGAGCAAGAAGAGCGUGCGGUGGCAGGGCGCGAGCCGGGACUCCAGCCGGGACCACGCCCAGCGCAUCGCCCAGCAGCGCCUCAGCCUCUACCGGCGCUCCGAGAGGGAGGAGCUGUCCGAGCUGGUCCGCAACCGCAUGCGGCACCUGGGCCUGCCCACCUCCGGAUAUGAAGACCUGUCGAACCUGACGGCCAGCGACGUGAUGAACAGAGUCAACCUGGGCUACCUGCAGGGUCGCUACCACCCCCGUCCACACACACACACACACACUCUUCCUCUGUACACCGGGUUUUCUCUGCCUGCUCAUGGAGUCGGUGUUUCUGUUGCAGAUGAACAGAACGAUCACCAGAACACUCUGUCCUACGUCCUGAUCAACCCCUCCCCCGACACCAGGCUGGAGAUCAACGACAUUGUGUACUUGAUUCGUUCGGACCCCCUGGCCCACGUCCCGGAGGAGCCCCCCGUCCACAGCAGCAGCCUGAAGGAGCGGCGUGAGUUCAGCAUCGAGGCCAGAGAAGACACCCAGCUCUGAAUCCAGGCCGGGCUCGG
Molecule: messenger RNA, 3928 nt
Organism: Salarias fasciatus (jewelled blenny)
Lineage: Eukaryota; Metazoa; Chordata; Actinopteri; Blenniiformes; Blenniidae
Product: potassium channel subfamily T member 1-like
Exons: 30
Coding region: 3-3911 (1302 amino acids)
Biological process (GO): potassium ion transmembrane transport
Cellular component (GO): plasma membrane
Molecular function (GO): intracellular sodium-activated potassium channel activity; outward rectifier potassium channel activity
Source: RefSeq, a predicted model, not a curated record